UGGAAUUUGAGAUUACAGAGACGAAAAUCGCGAGAGGACGAACGAAACGAACACAAGAGAACAGCGCACAGUGGGAGAUAUAUAGUUGCUGGGAAACAAAGAAACAGGUUUUGGAACACCAAACACUGACGAAAUCGAAUUGAGGUUACUGUUUUUGUCUGCUUGAUGGUGUCGGUGAACCCAAACCCCGCCCAAGGCUUUUACUUCUUCGAUCCCUCCAAUAUGACCCUUCCCGGCGUGAAUUCUCUUCCGCCGCCACCGCCGCCAACUCAGACUCCAGCUCUUUCCCCCGCCGUGGAGGAUCCAAAUAAGAAGAUCCGGAAACCCUACACGAUUACAAAGUCCAGGGAGAGCUGGACCGAGCAGGAGCACGACAAAUUUCUAGAAGCUCUCCAAUUAUUUGAUCGGGACUGGAAAAAGAUUGAAGCAUUUGUUGGUUCAAAAACUGUUAUCCAGAUAAGAAGUCAUGCACAGAAGUAUUUUCUUAAAGUUCAGAAGAAUGGAACAAGUGAACAUGUUCCUCCUCCCCGGCCAAAGAGAAAAGCUACUCACCCAUACCCUCAAAAGGCUCCUAAAAUCACUCCUACUGCAUCCCAAGUUAUGGGCCCACUGCAACCUUCAUCUGCUUUCAUUGAACCUGCAUAUAUUUAUAGCUCGGAUUCUUCAUCUGUUCUUGGAACUCCAGUUACCAACAUGCCUUUGACGACUUGGAACUAUAAUGCUAAACCACCCGUCAAUGUGCCUCAAGUGACUAGAGAUGACAUGGGCCUGACCGGAGUGGCACAAACUAUUUCUCUUAACUGUUGCUAUAGCAGUAGUAAUGAGAACACCCAUCCAACUUGGCCAAGUAGCAAAAAGAUGAAUCAAGGUGGCCAGGGCAAGCCAAUGAAAGUAAUGCCAGAUUUUGCUCAAGUCUACAGCUUCAUUGGCAGUGUUUUUGAUCCAAAUUCGACUAAUCAACUUCAGAAACUAAGUCAGAUGGACCCAAUAAAUGUGGAAACGGUAUUACUGUUGAUGAGAAAUCUAUCGGUCAAUUUAAUGAGUCCAGAGUUUGAGGACCAUAAAAGGCUGCUUUCAUCAUAUGAUACCGACUCUGAUGAGUCGAAGCAUGUUAAUAUUUGCAGCAAAUCCCUCACUAAUAAAUCCGAGAGUGCUAUUCUGUCUGCAUAAGGAUGUCGAGAAUGGUUUUUCACUGUAGAAUGUUUUCAAUCUAUUUGGUGAAGAAUGCACAUAAGUGGGAGCAAGAAGGAGAAAAAAGACAAGGUUUUGCUAAAAGGAAGUGUAGCUUCUUAAUGCUUGCAUAUGUAUAUUAGAUGUACAUACAUAAAUAUAUACAUACAUAUAUAUACAUAUAUGUAUGUAUAGCUUUCGGAUUGAGUUUUUGUUUGUUUUUGGCACUGAUAGAUGGUAGAUAUGCUAGUGUUUUGUGUAUAUCUUUUGAAGAUGGUUGUCCUUGGAAUGCAGGACAAUGAGAGUCCUGUUAGGUCACUUCUGGAGGCUUUACUGUACAGUCUGAGUGUUUUUCGUGUUAUGCUGCGAAGCUUUGAAUUAGCAUUUAAUAUUUAAGAGCAGUGUUAGGAAUUAGGAACUGCUGUUUGCCUUGUAUAUAUAUAUAUAUAUAUAUAUAAAACAAUAAAACUGUGUAGAUAAGUUUCUCCUUC
Vigna umbellata (rice bean) is the source of this 1661-nucleotide messenger RNA. Its product is annotated as protein REVEILLE 5. The record is from RefSeq and is a predicted model, not a curated record. Gene Ontology annotation, molecular function: DNA binding. Lineage: Eukaryota; Viridiplantae; Streptophyta; Magnoliopsida; Fabales; Fabaceae.